Molecule: messenger RNA, 2011 nt
Organism: Fusarium odoratissimum NRRL 54006
Lineage: Eukaryota; Fungi; Ascomycota; Sordariomycetes; Hypocreales; Nectriaceae
Exons: 4
Coding region: 295-1809 (504 amino acids)
Biological process (GO): transmembrane transport
Cellular component (GO): membrane
Molecular function (GO): transmembrane transporter activity
Source: RefSeq, a predicted model, not a curated record
CUUGUCUCCCCCAAACCAAGAGACCACAACAAUGACUGCUUCUUUUACCUCUUGGCGGUCUGGGGUCUCCAGGAUCCUUUGGACCGGGUUUCCUUCGUAAUCUGGAUUAGAAUGUCUGGGCAUUGAUACCCCGCGCGGUCUUUGCUGCAACCAUUACGACGUACGCGUUUACUUAUAAAAAAGGAGCCCGAUGUCCCAGUCGCGUGGUCUCGCUCUGCACCCGCAUCUCCUCUUCUUCCAGACCCAUUCCUUGCCAAUUCUUCUUCUCCAGCUUUUCUGUCUCAUCUCUUCACCAUGUCGAUCGGUUCUAGUGAUCGGCACUCUCCUUCCAAGGAGGAGGAGGGCGGCAUUGCUACUCAGAGCGAUGGUCCCACCAACGAGCGAUCGGUCCCUUAUGUUAGUGAGCAGACGGAGAAGCGUAUUCUGAAGAAGCUUGAUCGACGUAUCAUUCCUUGUGUCUGCUGGAUCUACCUCAUGAACUUCAUGGAUCGAGUUAGUAUCGGCAAUGCUCGUCUCUAUGGUCUCGAGGAGGAACUUGGUCUCACAAGAGAUCAAUUUCAAAUCUGCGUGUCGAUUCUCUUUGUUACCUACUGUCUGUUUGAAACUCCCUCCAACCUUAUAAUCAAGAAGCUGCAGCCUGCCCGAUACAUUGCCGGUCUCGUUUUCUUCUGGGGUAUUGUGGCCAUUUGCACAGGUUUCGUCAACAACUUUGGCUCAAUGGUAGCUUGCCGCCUGCUUCUUGGUUUCUUUGAGGCUGGUCUCUUCCCAGGCAUCAUGCUGUACCUGACCACUUUCUAUCACAAGAAGCACAUCUCACUUCGCAAUGCGUACUUCUAUUCCAUCUCUGCCAUCUCUGGAGCCGUUGGUGGUCUCGUUGCCCUCGGUAUCGGUGAGCUCGACAACUGGGAUGGCCCUCAAGAGGGUGCUGCCGGAUGGCGAGCCUGGCGAUGGAUCCUCACCAUCAACGGUAUCCCCACCGUCCUGACAGCCGUUUUCAUCCCCUGGAUCCUGCCAAACACUCCCGCAACCGCCAAGUUUCUCACUGAGGAGGACCGACAGAACCUCUUGGACCUGCGAGCAGCGGAGAUUGGUCAAACAACAUCUGGUCAGGAGAUGCACAAGGAAGACGUCAUCGCUGGAGCCAAGGACUGGACCAUUUGGGCUCUCUCCAUUGCUCAAUACUGUAGUCACUCAGUCCUUUACAGCUUCAGUGUCUUCUUGCCAACCAUCAUCAAGCAAAUGGGCCAAUGGACCGACAAGCAAGUCCAGGGUCUCACAGUCCCUGUGUACGCCGUGGGCUUCGUCACCUAUCUGAUCUGUGCCAACAUCAGUGACCGAACCCAACAGCGAGGGCUUUUCUGCAUUGGAGGAGGUUUGACUAUGAUAGUCGGCUACAUUCUUCUGAUUGCCAACCAAAGCACUGCCAUGAGCUACGCUGGAUGCUUCAUUGUUGCUAUUGGUCUCUGGACCGGCUCUGGAUCUGGUAUGGCUUGGAUCACUGUCAAUCAGCCGCGAUAUGGCAAGCGUGCCUUCGCUAGCGGUAUCUUCAUCACCAUUGGAAACUCAGCUGGUGUUGCCGCCCCUUUCCUGUUCAGCAACGAAUACGAGCCCCAUUAUCGUCCCGGCUACGGUGCCUCUAUUGGCAUGCUGGCCCUUGCUGUCUGCAUUCACACUGCCGUCUACCUCCACUUCAAGCGUCUUAACAAGAGAAAGCUUUCUGGUCAAGAGGACUGGCGCAUGGAGGGCAAGACUGAGGAGGAGAUUGCUGAGCUCGGCGAGCACAACCCUCGAUACCUGUAUACUCUCUAGAGCCUUCAAUCUGCUUUCCAUCUUGAAUUGACUUGACGAGAACUGAGUUGACAUUUUUCAUAUAAUGGAUAAGAUUUGUUGGGUGAAGUCUAGAUAGAUAUUUAAUCUAAAUUGAAAAGUUUUGUCCAAACUCUAGCUCGAAUCUUCUUCCAUCCCACCGUCAUCUUCGUAUGUAAUACAUAACGUUGUCGUAUGAUUCUCC